This is a messenger RNA of Pipistrellus nathusii (Nathusius's pipistrelle), 471 nucleotides long. The record is from the annotation of a GenBank genome assembly. Lineage: Eukaryota; Metazoa; Chordata; Mammalia; Chiroptera; Vespertilionidae.
AUGCUGCUCUUUGGACCCAAGGUGCUGCUGUUUCUCACUGCACUCAUCAUCCCCUCAGACUGGACACCUCUAGGGGUCAAUGGUCAAGAAACUCCAGUAACUAUAGAAACAUUCACAGAAGAUCCUAAUUUGGUAAAUGAACCCUCUACAGAUGAAACAGUUCUGGCUGAUAUCGUGCCUUCCACAGAUGACCUGGAGUGCCGGGAUGAAAAAUUUGCUUGCACAAGACUCUACUCUGUGCAUCGACCAAUCAAGCAGUGCGUUCAUCAGUCUUGUUUUACCAGUGUACGACGCAUGUACAUCAUCAAUAAUGAGAUUUGCUCCCGUCUUGUCUGUAAAGAACAUGAAGCUAUGAAAGAUGAGCUUUGCCGUCAGAUGGCUGGUCUGCCCCCAAGGCGACUCCGGCGUUCCAACUACUUCCGACUCCCUCCAUGUGAAAAUGUAAAUUUGCAGAGACCCAAUGGUGUGUGA